AUGUGCUUGGACGGCGUGUGGCACAACUACUCAAACUACGCGAACUGCACAGAACGCAUGACCAACGUGUCGCCGACUGACGUCACCAGCCUCAUCUACCUCGCCGGCUACUCGCUCAGCCUCGCCGUGCUGUCACUCGCCGUCUUCGUCUUCCUUUAUUUCAAGGACCUGCGAUGUCUAAGGAACACGAUACAUACCAACCUCAUGUCGACGUAUAUUCUGUCUGCCUGCAGCUGGAUCUUAAACUUAGCUUUACAAAAUUGGUCCGAUGAGGCCCAACAAGAUCAAACCUCGUGUACGAUUCUGGUCAUAUGUAUGCACUACUUUUACCUCACUAAUUUCUUCUGGAUGCUUGUAGAAGGUUUGUACCUGUACAUGCUCGUGGUGGAGACGUUCACCGCAGAAAAUAUUAAACUGAAGGUGUACACUACCAUAGGAUGGGGUGCGCCGGCAGUGUUCCUAACAAUAUGGGUUAUAUGCAGGUGCUUCGUCAACAUCGUGCCUUCCAACCCUGCUGAUGGGCUUGCCCUGGCAGGUGAGGCUAAGAUGUGUAUUUGGAUGUCGGAGCACCAGGUGGAUUGGAUUCAUAAAGCUCCAGCACUCGCUGGGCUCGCCCUCAACCUCUUCUUUCUCAUUAGGAUUAUGUGGGUAUUAAUCACAAAACUGCGGUCUGCAAACACGUUGGAGACGGAGCAGUAUCGGAAAGCAACGAAGGCACUUCUAGUCCUGAUCCCACUGCUGGGCAUCACCAACCUACUGGUGCUGUGUGGGCCCAAUGACGACUCCUGGUUCGCACACGCCUUCGACUAUACGCGAGCACUCAUGCUUUCAACACAGGGUUUCUUGGUGGCUUUGUUCUACUGCUUCAUGAAUACAGAAGUACGGCACGCAAUCAGAUACCACGUCGAGAGGUGGAAGACUGGGAGGACCAUCGGGGGAGGAAGGAGGAGAGGAGCUUCCUACUCCAAGGACUGGUCUCCUCGGUCACGAACAGAAAGCAUACGGUUGUACAGCCACCCAUCUAAACGGGAGUCGGCAGCGUCGGAGACAACCACCACGACAUUGCUGGUACCACGAACAUCACUGUUGCCUCCUCUCGAUGGCAGGCACCUGCACACCGAUUACAUCACGAGCGGGAGCGCAAGCGGCGAUCAGUCUCCAGUGUGA
This is a messenger RNA of Spodoptera littoralis (African cotton leafworm), 1167 nucleotides long. The record is from the annotation of a GenBank genome assembly. Lineage: Eukaryota; Metazoa; Arthropoda; Insecta; Lepidoptera; Noctuidae.